Molecule: messenger RNA, 998 nt
Organism: Drosophila sechellia
Lineage: Eukaryota; Metazoa; Arthropoda; Insecta; Diptera; Drosophilidae
Gene: atlas
Product: atlas
Exons: 2
Coding region: 90-608 (172 amino acids)
Source: RefSeq, a predicted model, not a curated record
UCAAAGGCCUUGGAAAAUAAUAUUAUUUAAAACGUCAGAGUAGUCAGUGUAUUGUAUAAUUCCAAAUUUCUUGUUAUCACAUCGAGUAAAUGGGACGCAAAAACCACAAGACUAGAAGGAAGGUCAAAGUGCACUCGAACGUCCAGCUUCCUCAGAAAAUCAAAGUGAAGCUGCCGAAAGAACAUAAACGCAGCACUCUUCGUCCCAAGAUUCAGAACUCGAAGGUUUUCCACGUUAACUGCUGCAAGUACAAGAUCCGUUCGAGACCCAUGAGAUGCAAUCAGUGCAACCUGGCCACGCAGUGCCCCUCCCGCACGGUCGCCCUCGCUCCGUCUGUGCCGCUCCUGCAUCAUCCUGUCCGGCGGAAGGUGGUCCAUAUGCCGGAAACCGUGGUCAUGCAAAUGCGGAAUAUGGAGAACGCCCGCCGAGUGGCGGAUAUGCACAGAAGAACCCUUAUUCAAACAUAUGUUCCCUCGCCGGAUAAGGAUGAUGACGAAGAUACACACCAAAUCGAUCGGAGGUCAAGGCAAGUCUAUAGGAGAGACCGACAGAGACCCUUAUCCAGCGACUUGGAUGUGAAUGACAUGGACUUGGACCCGUUUCAGUAGGGAUGUGUGUUGGAAAUAUAGUUGCCAAUCCAAAUAACCCGUGAGACGAGGGAUUCCGUUGCCACUUCUAACUAGUUGCUUCGCCCCAUGGGCAUAUCGUGAUCAUCCAUAAAACCACGCCACUCCGCCAGUCUCCCCGCCCACCCAAGCUGUCCAGGACAAUUAAUUUUGCCCCGGCUUGUCAGCUUAUUGUUUAUCUACAUAACUACGGAACACGAAGAGAACAGAGAACAGAGGACGACUGCCCUGAGCUGUCGUGUCAUUUAUUCAGCUGCUCCGACCGGGCUCGACUUUCGAUAUCCUUUGGGCCGCGGUGCAGUUGCCACACCAUUUAUGCCAUUAAGUCAUUAGCUUUGUUUAACAAAUAACAAACUGUCAAUGAGUGAUUAA